Messenger RNA from Bombus pascuorum, 6483 nucleotides. RefSeq names its product sodium- and chloride-dependent betaine transporter-like. Gene Ontology annotation, cellular component: membrane. Gene Ontology annotation, biological process: sodium ion transmembrane transport. The transcript has 10 exons. Gene Ontology annotation, molecular function: glycine transmembrane transporter activity. The record is from RefSeq and is a predicted model, not a curated record. Bases 576 to 2501 code for a protein of 641 amino acids. Lineage: Eukaryota; Metazoa; Arthropoda; Insecta; Hymenoptera; Apidae.
AUAGAUCGAUCACAUCGCUAUGAACACAGCUGUCCAAAUAUUUCUGUCAGGCUUUUAUCAUACAAUGCUGAACGCGCAUGUCGACGAUUGUUCAUAUAUAGUUGAAUAGCUCCCCAACUGUUUGACGUAUCGAUGUUAAAACAGGAAUCCACGAAAAAGGGGAACGAUCGAUGUCAAAUAUACCCUUAAACACCUGUCGUUUAAACUCAUAGCCGUAAGUCUCGCGUUAUCGUUUCUAUCGUAUGCGAAUCUCAAGCGAAAUCGAAGCAGCAAAGGCAAAGCGUAUUUCAUCGUCGCGUCGCACAACGAAUACGACGUUGGCCGCUCGCCGAUGUCGUCUCACGAGACCCGAGACGUUUUAUUUGCGGCUACGGUACUAUGAAGUGUAUUCAGAACCAACCUCUCGAUAAUAGCUUUUGUCGAUUAUCUUGAUAUCUGACGUUAUAUAGUUCUCUAAUAGCGCGUAGCUGCGCAGACGAUCGCGAUUGUGAAUCGAAGUUGGUGUCGAAGUUGACGGGGCAUUCGUAAUACGGUUUCGACCGCAAAUAUUUUGCUGAUAUUUUCGUACAAUCACCAUGACGGAAGCUAAAGAGUGGACAUCCAAGACGAAGAGGGUUUCACUGGGAGUUGGCGGUGCCUUGGUGCAGCUAACGCAGGAUCCUGAACGGGGUAGCUGGGCCAAUCCCAUCGAGUUUGUUCUAUCCUGCAUCGGGUAUGCCGUUGGCAUUGGCAAUGUUUGGCGUUUCCCUUACCUUGUAUAUCGUAAUGGCGGUGGUGCUUUUUUAAUUCCAUUCGUUUUAAUGCUGAUAACCAUGGGAUUACCGAUAUUUUUUUUGGAACUCGCGAUUGGACAAUAUUCAGGACUUGGCCCUAACGAAGCGUUCACACGUAUGGCGCCGGCACUCGAGGGUCUCGGUUAUUGCACCCUCGUCGUCAUUUUGCUUGUAAUGGUCUACUACAUGGUGAUCGUUGCCUGGACACUUUUCUACACGUUCGUCUCGUUCGUGCCAAAGCUCAGUUGGGCCUACUGCGACAACGAUUUCAACACGAACGAUUGUUAUAGUGGCCUGCAAGGGAUCCAAUGUCAAACGAAUGAUCCGGAAACAAUAUUUUACAACAAGACUUGCGUAUCGGCCAGGCUUAUCUGCAAGAACUUUGGUUUCGAGGAUGGCAACGUCACGCAUUGUUUCGAUACGAACAGAUUGGAACUUCUUCAACACCUGUAUACUCGCAUCCUUUCUUCGGAGGAAUAUUUCAACGACCGUGUAUUGGGUCUACGAGGUGCCACGUGGGAACAUUUUGGAGGCAUAAGAUGGGAAUUGUUAGGAUGUCUCACCCUCGCUUGGACAGUCUGCUACCUAUGCCUGAUGCGCGGUGUCCACUCCAUUGGGAAGGUCGUCUACUUUACUGCACUUUUCCCUUACGUCAUGCUUACAGCGCUGCUGAUACGAGGUGUUACACUGGACGGUGCUGGUGACGGUUCUCUUUGGUUUAUUACGCCAAAAUGGUCAACACUGGAAUCAACUAGCGUAUGGGCAGAUGCUGCAUCCCAAGUUUUCUAUUCCCUUGGUAUUGGUUGUGGAUCUUUGACCACUCUUUCGAGCUACAGUAAUUUCAAUAACAAUUGCCACAGAGACGCAAUUAUCGUGACGUUUACGAAUCUCGCAACGUCGAUCUUCGCCGGAUUCGUAAUUUUCUCCAUUAUGGGAUUUCUUGCCCGUCAAAUGGGCAUACCAAUCGACGAAGUGAUCAAAAGCGGAGCAGGGCUGGCUUUCAUCGCGUAUCCAGAAGCCGUGGCACGGAUGCCGUUGCCCAAUCUCUGGGCAGUGUUGUUUUUCAUCAUGCUGUUUAUCCUAGGCAUCGGUAGCCAAUUCGCAGGCGUGCAGGCGAUAAACACCGCCAUAUUGGACCUGCGACCAGAUUUACGAAAACACGAGAGCUACGUGGUAUUAGGGAUAUGCGUCACUUGCUGGCUCCUUGCUAUACCGAUGGUGUUCGAUGGUGGUAUUUACCUGUUCACGCUGAUGGACUGGAACACCGCUUCUUGGGCAAUACUAUUGAUCGGCAUUGCAGAGGUCGGCGUGGUAGGCUGGUGUUACGGGUGCAACAAAUUCCUGCGUAACAUAGCUGAAAUGCAAAUGCGGUUCAGCCUUUUGCUCCGCAGAUAUUGGUGGCUCAGUUGGGUUGUGCUCGCGCCUAUCACUUGUCUGGUGGUGUUCGUGUAUCAAAUAUGUACGUACGAGAUGCCUCGUUAUGGCGAGUACAUAUUCCCUAGCUGGGCGAAUGCGAUCGGAAUACUGAUCGGCCUGUCGACCCUCGCCCCGAUGCCGUUCUUUUUCAUCCGUCGCCUCUGGAAAGGUCCGAGGGACUGGAGUUUGUUUCGACCAAAGAAGACGUGGGGACCAGCUGUGGAGAAAGGUGCAGGUAACGGCAAUUCGUCCAUGGCGACCAUCAAGAUCUCGCAACCGUAUAGAAACGAACCGCAAGAGAAUUACAUUUAAUGAUUUUAACGAAUUCAUCUACUUUUUAGACGAUUCUAGUCACGUUAACGCGAAUGUUAAUCACCCGAUCCAAGCGUUCAAGAACGCUCUCUUCCCUACUAAGUUUUUUUCUGUUAGGAAAGUUUUACAAAUAGAGUGCGGAUUUUUAUGCAUUUCUGUGAAACUUGAAGAUGCAAAAAUACGCAGAAUGCAUGUAACUUUCAAAAACUUCUAAUUAAUUAUAAUAAUUUCAAAAAAUAUCUAAAAUAUAGAAGUUUCGAAAUAUUCGAGCCAUACACAGGUCGAAGUAACUAAUACCACUUUUUGAAAUUUUUGAAAUUUUAGCGAAGGUUCGAUCGAAGUUUAUCUGAUAUAAUCUCAUCAUUUUUCUCUGCUCUUUGUUUCGUGGAAUUUUUUCAUUUUUAGGCAAGUUGCGUUUUCUUAAUUGUAUUCGUAGAAAUAUGAAUUCGCAUAAAUCUCCGCUGUCUGUUCAUCAAUGAUCUUUGUUGUAUUCUCUUUCAUUCGCUUUUGUCUGAUGUGAAGCGAAUUAAGAGCUUUCAUCAGAUAAAAGUCAGACUGGAAGUUUUAAGGAACCCGGCAGAUUUUUCGGCCGAGAACGAAGAGCUACGAUAUAUCAACACUUUCAUAUUUUCCAAUACUCGCUGUAAAACUUGGGAACUCUGUUUUCGUUGAAACUUUUAAAUUAAUGCUCACGAACAACCGCGGUGGUAGCAUCAACUACAACGAGGUGCGUGUGUUAUAGCAUUUCGCUAGCUGUUUCAAAGCAAUGUUUUAAUUUCUAUGCCCAUGUGAACACGCUAACGCGUACGAACGAUAUUAAUGAAUUUGCAAUUUUUACCUGAAAAGAACUCAUCGGUUCGUUUUGAUGUUUCGUUCUUUGCAUUUCAAACAGGGAAUGUAUCGGCAAUUCCACUGGAAUACCAAGCGUAUGCAAAAUUCGAUAUGCGUUCCGAUGUCAACUUAUUUUUUGCAGAAUCCGUAAUUAUUCCAUAAUUGGAAUGUGUCAUCUAAUUGGUCUCGAUUUAAUAACGUUGUAUAUGAUAGAAUAUGUUAAAAAUACAGUACUUGGAUUUACAAUGCCUUAAUAAAUGUCAACUUAUUCUUUAUACUGAAAAUUUUAUAGUCUCUCUAUGUUGUUAUAUCUUACAAUUUGAAUGAAAAAUUCUGAUGAACCUUUUUGUAUGAUAUAUGGCUGACAAGUUAUUGAUAGAAUGUUCAAUCUUAGAAGUAUUAAUGAUUUCCCUCUUGUUAGAUUUAAUAGUGGCUUAUAUUUCAUACACUAUGAGACGCUACGAUGCAAAGACAUUAGUUAAGUUAAGGCAUUUAAAGUAGAGAAGAUUAUUUCAAUUGAGAGACAUAUUCAAAUAUAUAUAUAUAUAUAUAUAUAUAUAUAUAUAUAUAUAUAUAUAUAUAUAUAUAUAUAUAUAUAUACUUAUAUUUAUAUACAAUGUAUACAAAUAUUUGCCAGGGAAUAUUGCGGAAAUAACAAAUGUUGUGAAAAUUUAAAAAAUUCGCAAAAUGUAACAAAAUUAUUUCGAUAUAGGGUCUAGCGAUAACUUGCCAAUUUGAGAAAAAUGAUAGUUAUUUGUUACUUGUUAUUUAUUUAUUAUACAGUUAUGCCAAAAGAAUUGUUGGUAACAAAUACGUUACGCAGCGAAACGAUAGAGAUGGUUUGUGGGACUUCCAUAGGAAUAUAACACAGAAAUAAAAAUGCUGUUGCAUCUGCAAUACACAUAUUGCUGUCAUAUUGAAUAUAAUUCAUACAUAGAAUCAACUAACUGAUUGUCAUUCCUACAAAUCUUUUUACAAAAUUAAACUAAAUAAAUAUUUCCUCUAUACGAAUGAAACAGUUAUCGAUCCAAGGUUUGUCCAAUAAUGUAUAGAGUGGGUUGAACAAAAUUUGAUACACGAAUUUUACGUGUCCGAAUAAUUCAUAAUCGAUUAUUUCGUUUUUUAAAUCUACGGUUCUAAUUCGCAUUCUUUGAAAAACUAAAGCAGAGAAAAGAUUGUUUUUAAUUUACACUUAUUUGUUAUUUGGCUUUGAAACGAGUAAUUGAAACAAGUGUAAUAACAGACACGCAAAGAGAAAAGAAAUCUGACCAGUAACGUUACAAAUCUAAAGAUGGCAGACUUCGAAUACAAAAUUCGACCUUAUCUUUUCCAUUUUGAUCUUUCUUCCAAUAAUGAGAAUAAAUACUGUUUAUAUAAAUCAGGAUGCGUGUGCAUUAAGCGUUUAAUUUAAAAAACAAAUGGACAGCUCGAAAAACAUAAGAAUGCAAGAAUUCUGGAAAAUCGAAGUAGAAACGAAAUAGAUCAUGAGUAAAAGCGUGAAGAAAUCGAGAAACAUAUUUCUUUAUCUUUAUCUCAUCUAUUUGUACUUGGAUAUAUAUGCACAAUUCUGUACAAUCACUCAUGCAUAAUUGUAGCAUUUGUAGUAUAAUUAUCGAAGAUAUUUAUAGCGUGAAUUACAGUUUACAACAUCGUUUUUAAAAUUAUCACCACAAUAUCGACCGACCAAAUAUAAAAUUAUCAAUCUUAGUUUAUGUACUGUAUCAAAAUCACAGUUUUCUAGCCUCUUUUUCACUAUACGUGAUACUUUGAAAAUUUACUUGUUUAGUCCCCGAUACUCGAGUGAGCGGAAUACGAGGUCGACUUCAAUUGCAUGAUUCGGCUGAUGUGAUCGAAGCGGCGAAGUUACUCUAUACUGUAUACAACUAUACGUGGUCUUGUAAUAAAGCACGGUCUGCUACAUCGGUUGCAUCCGAGCGUGUGCGGUAGUGUGCACGAAGGGACGACGUACAAUAGUGGUGUCGCGUUAUGAUCACCGGUCACGCCGGUGGAAAAGUGGCGAAUGUCGCUCGCAUUCGUCCCGUGUUCUCUCCUAAUUAAUGCGAUGGAACAUCUCCGGUACAAGGAAUUCCGUGUCCUCCGCGCGGCGUGGCAAUAUCGUGUGGCCGUCUCGACCGCUUGUACUCCGUCUUAUGGGGAAUGUCGGGACGGCGAGAGUGUGCGGCUUGCAACGGUGCGUUAAUGAGAAUUUCGCUCGAUCACCGCCUCGAUUCACAACGCGUGCCUCACCGGUUCAGCCCCGCAGCAACGGCGACUUUUUGCCCACGAAUAUGAACCCCUAAAAUUGCCUCUCGAUCCCUGAAUUAUCCUUCCCAUGAAUUUUUAUAAGCCCGACGCGUUUCGUCGGCUGCGCGUUUCACAGGAUCUGUAGACGCUUCGUAUAUGCUAGACGCGGGUAUUUGGGAGACAAAUUUUGAAGGGAUCGAUUCUGUUAUAAGAAAUCUGUGUUCCUUGGUUCGUUGGAGUAAGAAAAGUAAUGGCAUUUUUAUGAAUAUAUAGGGAAUUUAGAGAUGAACAAAUGUGUAAAAUACCCAAUAUUAUGUUUCCUUGGUUGUCUAUUAUUCGAAAAAGAUAUUACUAGUAUUCAGGUAAUUCCUGCAAUAAAAGAUAUCCAAGGUACUAAUCCGAUUGAGGCUGUGUUAAUUUUAUACGCAUUACAUUAAGUACUAUGGAACUAAUGAUAAGCAUUAUACGUGUACGUAAAUCGAUUGUCUUAUCUAAGAGGAAGAAACGGAAAUAUCAUCUUGAUAGUAGACCGAUAUGUAUCUUUAUUUCUACAUAAUCUGUACAUAAUUAUAAUAAUCUUAAAUCAACAUUGUAUAUAUUAGUUUAUAUCUAGUGAAUUAUAAUCAUUGACUAUAUAAUAAUAUAAUUGGGGAAUUGCUAUCUAUUACACUCAUCAUGCACAAUCACUUUUCUAUCGGUACAAUAAGUACCUGCAAAUUUCAGUAAUAACCGGAAAUGAACAAUCGGAAUUGACAGUUUAUUGUUAAUGUAUUAAUGUCAAUCAGUCAAAAGCAUUUCUAAUUUGACAUAUUAAUUAAUAUUUUAGCGUUAUUGCGGUAUACCUGUCUGUCCUAGAUAUUCUCUCAUAUCAAUAAUAGGUAUAAUAAAUGAUAAAUCGUAAAUUAAA